Messenger RNA from Charadrius vociferus (killdeer), 1446 nucleotides. RefSeq names its product proteasome (prosome, macropain) 26S subunit, non-ATPase, 11 (gene PSMD11). Gene Ontology annotation, cellular component: proteasome regulatory particle, lid subcomplex. Gene Ontology annotation, molecular function: protein binding; structural molecule activity. The record is from RefSeq and is a predicted model, not a curated record. Gene Ontology annotation, biological process: ubiquitin-dependent protein catabolic process. Lineage: Eukaryota; Metazoa; Chordata; Aves; Charadriiformes; Charadriidae.
CUCACCCAGCCGGUGGUGUUCUUGUGCUACGUUUUGGCCACAGGAUCGCAACAUAAUACACAAAACGGCAACAUCGAAACUCCAGUACCAGAAUACCCAACCCCGGAAAUCCCAUUAAAUUUUAUUUAUUUGGUUUUUUGGCUUCAGUGGGAGAGGGUCUUUUUGAAACGCGAUGUCCAGGAAAAUGAUGAAGAAGCGGUGCAAGUCAAAGAGCAGAGCAUCCUGGAACUGGGGUCACUUUUGGCCAAGACUGGGCAGGCAGAAGAGCUGGGAGGACUUCUGAAGUACGUUCGACCCUUCUUGAACUCCAUCAGCAAAGCAAAGGCAGCCCGCUUAGUCCGAUCCCUGCUCGAUCUCUUCCUUGACAUGGAGGCAGCAACAGGACAGGAGGUUGACCUGUGUUUAGAGUGUAUUGAAUGGGCCAAAUCAGAGAAGAGGACUUUCCUACGCCAGGCUCUGGAGGCGAGGCUGGUCUCUUUGUACUUCGAUACCAAGAGGUACCAAGAAGCGCUGCAGCUAGGCUCCCAGCUUCUUCGGGAAUUGAAAAAGAUGGACGACAAAGCAUUGCUGGUGGAAGUGCAGCUGUUAGAGAGUAAGACUUACCAUGCCCUGAGCAAUCUGCCAAAAGCAAGAGCAGCCUUAACCUCUGCGCGGACUACAGCCAACGCAAUCUACUGUCCACCUAAGCUGCAAGCGGCGUUAGACAUGCAGUCAGGUAUUAUUCAUGCAGCAGAAGAGAAGGACUGGAAAACAGCCUAUUCAUAUUUUUACGAGGCGUUUGAGGGAUAUGAUUCGAUUGACAACCCAAAAGCCAUCACUGCGCUGAAAUACAUGUUGCUGUGCAAAAUCAUGCUGAACAUCCCAGAAGAUGUGCAAGCGUUAGUGAGUGGAAAGCUUGCUCUGCGGUAUGCAGGAAGACAGACAGAAGCACUAAAAUGUGUGGCACAAGCCAGUAAGAACCGAUCGCUGGCGGAUUUUGAAAAGGCUCUGACAGACUAUAAGGUGGAGCUCAGGGACGACCCCAUCAUAAACACUCACUUGGCUAAGCUCUAUGAUAACUUAUUGGAACAGAAUCUGAUCAGAGUCAUCGAACCCUUCUCCAGAGUACAGAUUGAACACAUAUCCAGCCUCAUCAAGCUCUCAAAGAGCCCCCCCAGCACCCAAGGGGUCGGAAAUCCUGACCUGACCAGCAGUGCCAGGACUCGGUACACGUCAUCCCGACAGCCCCGCAACGGCACACGGCCGUCUCCGCUCAAAACCCGCCGCAGCAGCCCCGCGCAGGGUGGAAAUCCAAAGCUCGUUGGUACAUACGGCCCCUCCCCCGGGAAGAGCCGGGAAAAUGCUUCCAAGGGAACAGCCCGGAUGUUUGCCGUGGGGUUUCCGCUGCCGCCCCUCGCCUGGCGCGGCCGGCCGCGGUCGGAGCUGGUGUCGGGUAGUGCAACGUGA